This is a messenger RNA of Dipodomys spectabilis (banner-tailed kangaroo rat), 1154 nucleotides long. RefSeq names its product angiotensin II receptor type 2 (gene Agtr2). Bases 30 to 1118 code for a protein of 362 amino acids. Lineage: Eukaryota; Metazoa; Chordata; Mammalia; Rodentia; Heteromyidae. The transcript has a single exon. Gene Ontology annotation, molecular function: angiotensin type II receptor activity. Gene Ontology annotation, biological process: G protein-coupled receptor signaling pathway; blood vessel diameter maintenance; immune response. Gene Ontology annotation, cellular component: membrane. The record is from RefSeq and is a predicted model, not a curated record.
UAAGAAUUGUGAGUUGCUGACAUUUCAAUAUGAAGGACAACUUCACUCUUGCCACCAUCAGCAAAAAUGUCACCAGCAGUCUUCACUUUGGACUUGCCAAUGUCUCUGGCAACGAGUUUGCCUUUAACUGCUCCCACAAAUCAUCAGAUAAACAUUUAAGUGCAAUUCCCAUUCUGUACUACAUUAUUUUUGUGGUUGGAUUUCUUGUUAAUACUAUUGUGGUUACAUUGUUUUGUUGUCAAAAGGGUCCUAAAAAAGUUUCUAGCAUUUACAUCUUCAACCUGGCUGUGGCUGACUUACUCCUUUUGGCUACUCUUCCUCUCUGGGCAACCUAUUAUUCUCACAGAUAUGACUGGCUCUUUGGACCUGUGAUGUGCAAAGUUUUUGGUUCAUUUCUGACUCUGAACAUGUUUGCAAGUAUUUUUUUUAUUACCUGUAUGAGUGUUGAUAGGUACCAGUCAGUCAUUUACCCCUUUCUAUCUCAAAGAAGAAAUCCUUGGCAAGCAUCUUAUAUAGUUCCCCUUGUUUGGUGUAUGGCCUGUCUGUCCUCACUGCCAACAUUUUACUUCCGAGAUGUCAGAACCAUUGAAUACUUAGGAGUGAAUGCCUGUAUUAUGGCUUUCCCACCUGAGAAAUAUGCCCAAUGGUCAGCUGGAAUUGCCCUAAUGAAAAAUAUCCUUGGUUUUAUUAUUCCUUUAAUAUUCAUAGCAACAUGUUACUUUGGAAUCAGAAAACAUUUAUUGAAGACCAAUAGCUAUGGGAAGAACAGGAUCACCCGUGACCAAGUCCUGAAGAUGGCAGCUGCUGUUGUUCUGGCGUUCAUCAUCUGCUGGCUUCCCUUCCAUGUUCUGACCUUCCUGGAUGCUCUGGCCUGGAUGGGUGUCAUUAAUAGCUGUGAAGUUAUAGCAGUCAUUGACCUGGCACUUCCUUUUGCCAUCCUCCUGGGAUUCACCAACAGCUGCGUUAAUCCCUUUCUGUAUUGUUUUGUUGGAAACCGGUUCCAACAGAAGCUCCGCAGCAUGUUUAGGGUUCCAAUUACUUGGCUCCAAGGCAAGAGAGAGAGUGUAUCUUUCCGAAAAAGCAAUUCUCUUAGAGAAAUGGACACCUUCGUGUCUUAAACCUGAUAGUGGAACGCAUUUAACCAACAUAGCUAC